This is a messenger RNA of Mytilus trossulus (common blue mussel), 1499 nucleotides long. RefSeq lists its product as uncharacterized. The transcript has 2 exons. Bases 177 to 1244 code for a protein of 355 amino acids. The record is from RefSeq and is a predicted model, not a curated record. Lineage: Eukaryota; Metazoa; Mollusca; Bivalvia; Mytilida; Mytilidae.
AGGACGUAAUAGUACGUACAAGUCACGUACUUAUCUCAGUCUAUAGUUCAAUCUGAAUAUCUUUUUAAUUUCCCACGGAGGAAUUUCUAAACUGUGUUCGAUAAAAAUAAAUAGACGUCUAUAUAAGACUAUUCAUAUCAAAUGGCAAACACAGAAUACUACAACCAAGAAAAACGAUGCUAACUGAUCGACAUAGAACAGAGCUAGCUCAGAACGGUUUCGUCGUUAUCGAGAACGUUCUGACAGAGGAAGAGUGCAACAAAAGGAUUGGAGAAUACAAAACAUGGCUACAACAAUUCCGAGGUCCAGGCGAGUGGCCCAAAUCUUUAAAUUCCCUAAUAAGAGGUUAUAAUGCAGGAAACUUAGAACCAACAUGGAAGGUUCGGCUAGCUGUUAAACCAGUGUAUGAAGAGAUAUGGAAAACCCCAAGAUUAUUAUCCAGUAUUGAAACUGUGGCAAUAGGUCGGCCACCAGAGGAAGGAGAGGAGGAAUUUGCAGUUGAGGGAAAGCAUUGGCUCCACUGUGAUCAAGGUGCAGAGAAGUUUGGACUCCAUGCUUAUCAGGGAGGCGUUUAUCUGGAGGCGGCUGAGGAAGAUGAUUGGACAUUCUAUGUUCUAAAGAAAUCACACAAAUUUCUAGAUGAAUUCUACGCCAGUGAUAAGAAAGUUGCCGAAGAGAGUGCCCGCCAUAAUUUUUUUAAUAUUAGUGCAAAUAAUUUAGAGUGGUUUAAAUCUAAGGGAUGUGAACUACUAAGAGUUGCCGUUCCUAAAGGUGGCAUGGUUGUGUGGGAUUCUAGAUUGAUCCAUGCCAAUGCAAGGCCAGUAAAGGGUAGAAAAAAUCCCGGUCGUUGGCGAUUUACGGUUUUAGUCUGUAUGACACCGGCUUGUUGGGCUAAUACAAGCGAUUUAGAGAAAAGACAAGCUGUGUACAAAAGUGCUGCCAUGAUUUCUCAUUGGCCAUCACAAGACGUCCGUGUUGAUAUUCAAGGAUCAAGUGCUCCGAGUGAACAAACCAAAAACAUAGUAUUUCCGGAAAAAAUGUAUGGUUUUGCAGCAACAGAUGGAGUUCAAGAGUUGUGUGGAUAUAAGGAGUAUGAUUUCAGCAACGUCAAAUCAAAUCCAGAAAUAAGUUAUCCAAAAUGGAAACAAGUUUUACACAAUCCUCCGUCGGAAUACUUUUUAGACCAAAGACCAGAAAUAAGCGAGUCUACACACGACUGGGCGUCUUACUGCACUUUACUGUAAUGAUGGUUGAUGAUAUGGGAAUACAAUGGUUAAAUCACCCAUGUUAAAAUGAGCAUAGAGCAUGGCAUGAAAGACUUAUUUCUUAAUGAAUAAAUUUGUAUAACUUUAUCCAAUUAAAAUCUGUAAGAUUCAAUAACAAUGACCAGUCCGAAUCAUUACAUGUCACUAAGGGGAAAUAGGGUGAGACUAUUCAGCCUUGAUUAAGGUGACCCUAAUAUCAAGCUAUCAAUAUGACAAAUAAACAUCAUCCAUUCA